GGCUCCGCGGCUUCUAUUCCGGCGGCCGGCACCGGCUCGGGUGCUUUCGGGCGCUGCCGACCUCAUGGCCCCCGCGUCGCGGAUCGCGGACCUCAAGCAAGCCGGGAACGAGCAGUUCCGCAACGGGCAGUACGGCCAGGCGGCCGCGCUCUACGGCCGGGCGCUGCAGUUGCUGGAGGCGGCAGGAGAUAAGAAUGCAGAAGAGAAGAGUGUUCUUUAUUCCAAUCGUGCUGCCUGCUAUUUGAAGGAUGGGAACUGUAGUCUCUGUAUUAAAGAUUGCUCUGAUGCCCUCGAUCUGGUUCCUUUUGGGAUCAAACCCCUGCUGAGGCGGGCAGCGGCUUAUGAAGCCCUGGAGAGAUACCAUUUAGCGUACGUGGACUACAAAACUGCAUUGCAAGUUGAUUGCACUGUACAGGCCGCACAUGAUGGCGUUAACAGAAUGACCAAGGCUUUAUUGGAAAAGGAUGGCCUUCAGUGGCGCCAGAAACUGCCACCCAUCCCAUCUGUUCCUGUGUCUGCUCAGAGAAGAUGGGAGCUUCCUCCUCCAGGAAGCCAAGAAGCUUCUUCCAAAAGCAAAGCAAAUGACGCUGUAACCAAACAAGCUGCUGCAACCGAACGCGCAAAUGCACUAAAGCUGGAAGGAAAUGAAUUUGUAAAGAAGCGAAACUACAAGAAAGCCGUUGAAAAGUAUACGGAGAGCUUAAAGCUUCAUAAACUGGAAUGUGCAACAUACACUAAUAGAGCUCUUUGCUACCUGAAUCUUCAGCAGUACAAGGAAGCAAUUCAAGAUUGUUCAGAAGCCCUUAAGAUCGACCCAAAGAAUGUCAAGGCAUUUUACAGACGCGCACAAGCAUACAAAGAACUCAAGGACUACAAAUCCAGCAAAGCAGAUAUUAACAGCCUCUUGAAAAUUGAAGCAGACAACAGUGCUGCUAAGAAACUACUGCAAGAAUUAAACAAACUCUUAAAAUAAGAGGGGGCUAAAGACAACUUUGUGCUUUGUGCUGUUCUGAAGAUGACAUGUUUUUCCUGUUUAAAAUGAAUCCUAGAGACCAGCCUGAAUGCAGUUGCAAGAUUCACCUAGAGCUGCUGACAUUUCUCUGGUUCCUUGCUUUCUAAAAGUUGUUCAUUCUUCUCUUAAAGCCUUCCAAAUGUUCAGUGUGACCUCUUGAGAUUCACAACUUCCUAGAGAGGUAGCUGUGCUGCAAGUCUCAAUGCUAUAACAGAAUUACAGGUUUUAAUACCAAACUUCUAGCAGAUUAACCGUUUGUCAAAUGUGAUCUUUCUGGUGUGUGUGUCCCGGAAAACUCCUGCAAGCUUCUGGGAGUGGCUGCUUAUACAUUUAAGUAGUAGCUUAGUACAAACUAAAAGCUUGAGUUGAGAGAGUGGUGGAUGGAAGUAAGAGUGUCGAGCAUAGUCUGCUUUGCCUUAACUUGUGUGCACUAGGCUCCAAUGGAGUAUUUGGUCUGCAGAAUGUUGCUUAGAAAUCUAAUGCUGCUUUUGUCUUUUACCAAAGAGCUUGGUUUACAGUGUUGCCCUUAGAAUGUGUGUAUAUUUUCAUAAUCUGUACUUUUGUUGAUUAGGCUGUUUUUAGGUUAAAUAUCCUUUUAUGUCAUUUUGUACAUGACUUUAACUUUCUACUCCUUCAGCCUUUCCCCCCACCUUGUCACAACAUUUGUAGGUGAGGAGGAAGAGAAGGCAGUUUUUCCCAUUACAAAAAUACAUAGUUGGAGAGGCCUGCAUGGACAAGAACACUUGCCUGUCUGCCUGCCACAAGUAGCUUUUUCUAGGUCUGCUUCUCACAAACAACAGAUAAUAAAUGUGUGUUUGGUUUUUGCACUUCAGUUACAACAUAAAGGAAAUGUCUGAUUGAAUAUUAAAGUUUCUUUGUGGUGUGAAGAAUUGAAUAAGAGGGGGAAGGAUUGUGGCCUAGCAUUUCCCCUCCCAUCCUAAUUUCUCCAUGUGGUAGAGGAGUAUUUAAUUGUAGUAACUUCCACGUGCUGCCUGGAUUAGUUCAGGUGCAUGUUUACCAUGUCAUCUGCUGUUUGUGAGAAAUAAUCUCAAGCCACCACCAUGAAGAGUGGCCGGCAUUCAUCAUUCUGCCCCCCACCCCAAAUUUUCAGAGCUGGAUUUGCAGUUAGCUACUCUGCUUGUAUGAACAAAAGUAGUCUGUCAAGUCCUCAGUUUUUACUGCCUGAAAAUGUUUGCCUGUAAAGAUAGAAGGCAGGGAAAGACCCGCGCGUGCAGCCUUUUAAUGCAGAUCUGCGGUGGGGAAGCUGUGCUGCACAUCCUGUAGAAAACUACUGCUAUUCAUGUUGCACUGGGGAGUGCAACACAGCAUUAUGAGUAGCUGCCCCUCUCUCCCCUCUCUGCAGGCUUUGGAUGGAGGAGAAUGGCUGGCCACAGAACCACUACUUAAGAUCUCUCUCCUCAGGCCACUGGUAAAGCUGGAUUCUUACACUAAGUCACUCUGUGCUCCUAUAUUGUUUUGAGCUUCUAAAUAAACAUGUUUGGUUCUGC
This is a messenger RNA of Varanus komodoensis (Komodo dragon), 2520 nucleotides long. RefSeq names its product translocase of outer mitochondrial membrane 34 (gene TOMM34). The transcript has 7 exons. The record is from RefSeq and is a predicted model, not a curated record. The coding region runs from base 65 to 973 and encodes 302 amino acids. Gene Ontology annotation, cellular component: mitochondrion; cytosol. NCBI's taxonomy places the organism in Eukaryota, Metazoa, Chordata, Lepidosauria, Squamata, Varanidae. Gene Ontology annotation, molecular function: heat shock protein binding.